Molecule: messenger RNA, 2340 nt
Organism: Fusarium mangiferae
Lineage: Eukaryota; Fungi; Ascomycota; Sordariomycetes; Hypocreales; Nectriaceae
Exons: 1
Coding region: 1-2340 (779 amino acids)
Biological process (GO): cellular response to pH
Cellular component (GO): plasma membrane
Source: RefSeq, a predicted model, not a curated record
AUGGCUGCUGCCGCCGCCCUCGACAUGGUUUCCGCAACCAUCACGGGGCUGCCGUCGUUGUGCACGACGACUCUUCUGCCCGACAGUGGCGUUAUGACACUGGGAUUCGACGGCGUCCCUGUACCAUUGACCGAGCCGGCUGUGUAUCAAGUCCCAUGUCCGACCCCCGAUCUCUUGCCUCGAGCCGAGUACUCCGUGACGGUCGCUGCUUCAGGCGACGAGAGCAGCCUCACUCAGCAUGAUGCAGCUGACAGCAGCCCCAAAUUCUCCGACUUCCGCGACCCCUUUUACGCCUCGACUUUUCCGAUAUGCUACGCCCUUGCCGCAACUACCGUCACCGCUUACAUGCUCGUUAUUAUGCUAUUUGUCACCCCACGAUCGUUUCUUGAUGGAGGAAUCGUUUAUCUGGGCCGACGAUCCGCUUUCACUCACAGCUCUUCCAGCAGUGUCACGAUCGGUGGCCGGCCAUGGCUACAGAAAGUUGCAGCUUUGACCGUUGCCAUCUCGCUAACGAUUGCCUCGGCUGACACCUUUCAUGCCGCCAAAAGUCAGUACAUGUGGGGGAUCCAGAACGCGAAUCAACUGCAGGAUGAAGUGAUGAAUAGCGUGGAACUCAAAGUUAUCCGGCUCGUCUCCGAUACUUUUCUGUGGCUGGCUCAGGCCCAGACUCUGAUCCGACUCUUUCCCCGGCACCGAGAAAAGAUCAUUAUCAAAUGGGUCGCGUUCGCACUAAUCACUCUCGAUGUUGUCUUUAGUGCCAUUACCAGUUUCAAAUACUCGGAAAAUGGCAUCAACACCACCGCGCGACCCAAAAACUUUGUUCAUCCCGUGCCCGCUCUCAGCUAUCUGUUUCAGCUCUCCCUCGGGCUCUUGUACGCAGCAUGGGUUGUUUACUAUGCGCUAAUGAAGAAGCGCUACUCUUUCUACCAUCCCUUUAUGAAGAACAUAAGCUUCGUCGCCAUCAUCUCGCUUAUCUCAAUCCUGAUUCCCGUGGUGUUUUUCAUUCUUGAUAUCUCCCAGCCUGAUUUCACUGGAUGGGGAGAUUACGUGCGAUGGGUUGGUGCUGCAGCUGCCAGUGUAGUAGUCUGGGAGUGGGUGGAAAGGAUCGAGGCUCUAGAGCGAGAGGAGAAGAAGGACGGCAUACUUGGACGUGAAGUAUUUGACGGAGACGAUACACUCGAAAUCAACGCAUCCGAGUUCCCAUGGCUCCGCAAUCGCAAGAGCCGAAAAGGAGGCAGUUCGGGAAGUAGUGGCGACGGUGAUCGACAGCAAAUGUCUUCGUCUGCUGUCAACGGUUGGCCGACUGUUUCCUCCAUUGCCAACAGAUACCGAGGGCAGAGCAAUGGUGCUUUUGCCGAGACUAGUGAACAAUCCACACAAAGAGGCACAGGCAGAGGUUUGCGGCCCAACAUCUGGCCAGCUCGCCCGGCGCCUGCUGUGACUCCUAUCAGCCGAACAGAUACCGCCAGCGCAGCCAGCACGGUCUAUGCCGUGAGAUAUCAAGCACCCUCAGAAACCACAUCGCGGACACCAGACCCUCUACCGCAACCGAGUGUGGUCGAUUUGAGUCAACAGAGCAGCACUCCCCCAAGCCAGCACACGCAUGAUGAAUCCAGUUCUUCAAAUCAAGCUCCAGCUUCUGUACAACAUGGGCAUGUCGUGUCAUCGCCAUCACAACAAUCUGCCGAUCUAGAAGCAAACCUGACAAACCCACCACCUCAGGGCGGUUGGCGAGGUCUCGCAUUUGCCGGCCCGAGAUCUGGUCACUUGGGUGAGGAUGCGACAAGGGAGAUGACCCAGCAAUCAGAGAACAAUCCAGUCGCGGAACGCGAAGGAAGGACAAGCAGUUCGAGCCGGUGGGAUCUGAGAGCUCGCCUGGAAGAUUUCGCGGCCAAUCAAGCAGAGAAAUUACGGGACCGCAUGCGCACAGCUCCCAACACCGAGAGUCUUCCUGUAACAGUUAUUCCGGCACCUCCGCGAAGAGGAGCAGCGCUGCAGCAGGUGCUUGAGGAAGAAGAGCUCAACACAUCAGAGCAGGGCUCGCCAGGUCGCGAACCUUUUACGUCACAAAACAGGAGCACGAGCAGUCCCAGCAAUGUAUCGCGAGACGCAACAGGAGAGAUUGCACAACUCGACAGGAGUCGAAGCACGUUCUCAGGCAGCCAGGGCGAUGGGCCGAUCCCACCAAACAACCCACCACUAUGGCGGGGUGUUCGGCCGAGAAUGACUGCCGACGAAGAUUACUAUGAUGAUUCUGACGAUGGAUCACUGUCGGGCAGGUCAUCAUUGGAUCAUCGGAGGCAAGAUUCGGACUCAUCUGGUCUCCACCGGACGAGUUGA